CUAGAGACCAUAGUUGAAAGGGUCCUCUAAGGAUUUUGUGGUCCUUAGUAAGUCCGUCAUUAAGUUAAGUCAGUCAGGGGGUGAGAGUCUAAGUGGUGAGGAGUGGAAUUGUCAUCCAGUUGUACAUCUAUCACCAUGGUGGGCACGCGUAGCGAUACGAGUACCACCCCAUAUACGAAAGAGCAGGAAGAGAGUGCCGCCGCCAUAUUGAAAGAAAGAAAAGAGAAAAAGGAGGCCAAGAAGAAGGCCCUGUUGGAAGUACAGGCGGCGAAGAAGAAGAAGCUUGAGGAAGAGAUGGAGAGGGUGAAGAGAGAAGAGGAGGAGAAGCUUAAAGAAGUAGAAGUAGUAGUAGUAGUAGAAGAAGACGAAGAAGAAGAAGAAGAAGAAGAAGAAGAAGAAGAAGAGGAGAUACCCCUGGUGAGGACUAUGAGGAGAAAGGAAAGAGGGGAAUCCAGUGGGGUUAGUGAAGACGAGAAGAAACUAGAGAAGAUGAUGUCGGAGUGGGUGACUAACUUAUCCCUGGGGGAAGAUGAAGAAGCGUUGAUAUACAUCCCCCAGGACGAGAGGGAUGUUGCUGUGGCAAAGAUAAAGGCCCUGGCUGAUCCGUUAGAGCAGCAAGCCCUGGAAGAGGAGAAAAGAAUGGAGUGGAAAUUACUACUGAGGAGGCAGAGAAGGAGGCGCAUAGAGGCGGCUACUGAGUUAGAGAAGGAAUUGGCUGCCGCAGCAGAACAGCAUACAAAGGCGCUGGCACAAGAGGACUUGCAGAAUAAGUUGGAUGCAAUCGCAAAGAGUAUAGAUCCAAUCGAACGGAUGGUUAACUUUGUGAAGCUGAUUGCAGAGGAUCCUUUGUCUUUCCUUGGGAGAGCAAUGGGGGGCGCACCUGUGGAGACAAACCAAGAGAAGGAAACUUCACAGCACAUGGAGACCAGUAUGAUUGAGGGAGCAUUGGUGAAGAUCACAAGCUUGACGAAGGUGGCCAUGGGUGAAGCUGGCAUGCGGAUUCUUACAGAGAACCUCAAGGGGAAUGAGUUCAAUCGUGAGUGACUCAUUACGGGUAUAUUUGCCCUAUCCACCCAGCUCUCCCUUCCCCAACAAAUGUUGAGUUUCUUG
This is a messenger RNA of Chara braunii, 1110 nucleotides long. The record is from the annotation of a GenBank genome assembly. NCBI's taxonomy places the organism in Eukaryota, Viridiplantae, Streptophyta, Charophyceae, Charales, Characeae.